Molecule: messenger RNA, 926 nt
Organism: Bubalus bubalis (water buffalo)
Lineage: Eukaryota; Metazoa; Chordata; Mammalia; Artiodactyla; Bovidae
Gene: PPIF
Product: peptidylprolyl isomerase F
Exons: 6
Coding region: 93-752 (219 amino acids)
Biological process (GO): protein folding; protein peptidyl-prolyl isomerization; cellular response to hydrogen peroxide
Cellular component (GO): mitochondrion
Molecular function (GO): peptidyl-prolyl cis-trans isomerase activity
Source: RefSeq, a predicted model, not a curated record
GCGGCAGCUGCUGACUGCCCUCUGGGCACUAGUGACCCGGCCUUCCGUCCUCUCCAUUCGCCGGUUGAUCUCUAGCUCGGACCCGCGCGCCCAUGAUGCUGGCGCUCCGCUGCGGACCCCGCCUGCUCGGCCUGCUCUCCGGCCCGCGCUCAGCGCACCUGCGCCUCCCGACGGUCCGCGCUUGCAGCAGCGGCAGCGGCUCCCACGGCUCGUCCUCUUCCUCCGGGAACCCGCUCGUGUACCUGGACGUGGGCGCUGACGGGCAGCCGCUCGGCCGCGUGGUGCUGGAGCUGAAGGCAGAUGUCGUCCCAAAGACAGCAGAGAACUUCAGAGCCCUGUGCACCGGGGAGAAGGGCUUCGGAUACAAAGGGUCCACCUUCCACAGAGUGAUUCCGUCCUUCAUGUGCCAGUGGCGACAGUCAUCCAGCGCUCCGUGCUCGCAGGCCGGCGACUUCACCAACCACAACGGCACGGGGGGAAAGUCCAUCUAUGGAAGCCGCUUCCCUGACGAGAACUUCAAACUGAAGCACGAGGGGCCGGGCGUCCUGUCCAUGGCCAACGCGGGCCCCAACACCAACGGCUCCCAGUUCUUCAUUUGCACCAUAAAGACAGACUGGCUGGAUGGCAAACAUGUUGUGUUUGGCCAUGUGAAAGAGGGCAUGGACGUCGUGAAGAAAAUAGAAUCUUUCGGCUCCAAGAGUGGGAAGACAUCCAAGAAGAUCGUCAUCACAGACUGCGGCCAGUUGAGUUGACCCCGUGUGCUUUCAGGAGGCCUCUCAGGAAUGUCAGACCCCACAGGGCCCACCGGGCAGCUUCCCCAGUGCCCUCCCUUCCCCAGCGCCCCGUUUCUGGACACCCAUCGUGGACACAGUAUCACCACUCCUUGUAGGCAUCGCCUGUGACCACCCGGCUCAAGUUCACCUGUG